AUGAUCUACUUUGGGGCACCACCUCUCACCCUGGUCUACUUGACUCCGCUUCGCUCGUCUAGUGCUGUCGAGCCUAUUAGUAUACUCGAAAAAAUUGAUCACGUGGAGAUUGCCAGCUUUGAAGAGAUCGGUGGUGUCGUCUACUAUUUCGUAGAUGUCUACCUGAAGCACCACACGAAUCGCAUUCCGACCAACAAGCGAUUGGACACGUCACGACGAGACCGACCUGACUACACCGUCAGGAAACGCUUUACCGACUUUGCUAACUUGCGCUAUAAGUUGUGGAGCUACGCACAGCGUCAACACAUCAGCGGUUCUGCGUGCAAAUACUGCAGCAAGUACAUGGAAGUCCUUUGGACAAGUCUCUCGCAGCCGCGGCUGUUUAUGAAGUUAUUCGUCAAGAGCAACAAAACUCGCAGUUGGCUACUCGCCAAGUGCAUAAAUAAGUAUAUCGAGAUGGCCAUUGGUAAGAAGGAGGAAACACGGCAGCGGUAUUACAUGUGCGACGGGAACGUGAUGAUUCCAGCCCUGGUUGUGCGAUUCCUGCGCGAUGACGCAUGA
This is a messenger RNA of Peronospora farinosa, 561 nucleotides long. NCBI's taxonomy places the organism in Eukaryota, Oomycota, Peronosporomycetes, Peronosporales, Peronosporaceae. The record is from the annotation of a GenBank genome assembly.